Molecule: messenger RNA, 3954 nt
Organism: Mesorhabditis belari
Lineage: Eukaryota; Metazoa; Nematoda; Chromadorea; Rhabditida; Rhabditidae
Source: the annotation of a GenBank genome assembly
AUGUUUGGCCGAUUAACGCACAAAAUUUGGAUAUGUUGUGACACAGCGAGAAGAUUAAGUGCUGCGGCUGGAGUUAGCCGAAGCAGUACUUUUGUGGAUAUCGUUCAACAUCGACAUCGAGAACUACUCUCGACCCUGGAUGCCAAAAUCGAUGCUGCCUUUGAGGAAAAAGAACAACUAAACAAGAAAAUAGGACCUGCCACCUUGCAGAAAUUCGAAUCACUUUCCCAGCGAUGCCUCAAUACGGAGAAAGUCAUACUCGUUCCAAUUGGAUCUCUCGUUUAUGGGCUAGGAUAUCAGCAAUCCGAUUAUGAUUCAGUGCUGUUUGUAAAGAAUAAGAAGGAACGAGACGCUUUUAUGCAAAUCAUUCACUCAAAUCAAGAUCUUCGAGGGGCUUUAUUUGAAUCUUUGUCGGCCCUCAUUGGACGAAAUUCUCCCGAAAUCCUCAAUAAAGAAGUGUCGAGAGUUAUCCCGUUAACUUUCUUGAAGAUACCACUGCUAGUUAUUGAAUUCACCGAUGGAUCAUCAAUUGACAUUUCGAUUCCCGAUAACGAUUUUCAGGCCAUUCGUAAUUCGAAUCUCGUUCGAUAUUACUUAAAGGCGGAUAAACGAUUCGGCAAAAUGCUGCUUUACAUUCGACGCUUAUUUGAGGAGUGCGGGGUUAAAAAUAGUAAGGCGGGUCUUCUUAGCAACUAUCACAUAGUGAUGACGAUUGUGCACUUUUUGCAAAGUGAACAGUCACUUACACCGUGGCAAGUUCUUCCUGUUUUGUGUCAAACACACCCAUCAUUGGUCGGCCGUGAUCUACCGAUUGAGCAAAUUAUCAGACAACUCGCAAUCCCAAUCUCGAACUUGACUUUCGAUUAUCAGUCGAAUAACAAAAUGCACGUUUCUGAAUUGUUGAUCAGAUACUUUGACUACUACUCUCGUUUCAACUUUACGAAGGAGGCCAUUCAUAUAGAGCAAGGGCAAGCAAGACGAAUGUCAAGGAAAAGUAUCGGUGACGAGCAACGUUUGAUGAUCAUCGAUCCGUAUUCUCAUGGAACGGUGGCUCGUUCACCCUACAUUGUUGACGCUUUUAAAGAAGUCAUUCGUUUCACUUGCGGGAGAAUGCGAAAUGGCAACUUGAUCGAAUCUUUUCCGAUAUUCCCUGAGGCUUCUCAUUUUUAUGAGGGAACGAAAUUUCACACAUGGCGGGUGCAAGCACAAGAAAAGAAGCUUUUAGCAAUGCGGUUUUCCCUUCUCCAGUUGCCAGUCGCUGUUCUCUGCUUUGUCACAUUGAAAUUUUUCGUCGACGUGCCGCUACUCUUUCUUCAGCAUUCUCAAUUGAAAGUGGAGCGCGAUUAUUGCUUUAGAAUCUCUCACUCUCAACCACGUCGAUGUGUCGAGGUCAAUUCGUCAACUUUUGUGCCAAAUGCCACCCGCUUUCACGAUCUAGGCAUCAAAAUAGCAACUAAUCAAUCUAAUCCUGUGAACACCGAAGAGAUGUAUGUGUAUGAUUGGAUGUGGGCAAAAUGGACAAUUUCGAAUCUAAUUAUAAUGGCCGUCGGCUUCAAAAUUUUUCAAGGAUGUUCCCUACUUUAUAAUGGUACAAUCACGCAAAACCAAGUCGGAGUCGCAUUUUAUCUAUUCACAGUUGAAGCGGCUAUUUAUCUCAUUUCAUGUCGACUCUUGCCUCCAAUUCCAGCACCGAUCAUUUCACAAAGAUCUCCUUUUUCUGUACGCUUUUGUGGACUUUCAAUUCAUUUGUCGUUAUAUCAUUUUGUUGUUUUUCUGAUGAGUCUUUUCAUUGUGCAUCGACGGAUGUCUGCAUCUGCUGCUGGUAAUUCUGGUGAUGGCGAAACUUUCGCUUUUCAAGCCGAGAUCGCUCAGUUGAUGUCUUUGAUCAUCAACACUUUCUACAGUAACAAGGAGAUCUUCCUUCGUGAACUUGUGUCCAACUCUUCGGAUGCUCUCGACAAAAUCCGUUACCAAGCUCUGACGGAGCCAUCGGAGCUCGAUUCGGGCAAGGAGCUCUUCAUCAAGAUCGUCCCCAACAAGGCCGACAAGACGCUCACCAUCAUCGACACUGGAAUCGGAAUGACAAAGGCUGAUCUUGUUAACAACCUCGGAACCAUCGCCAAGUCUGGAACCAAAUCUUUCAUGGAGGCUCUUCAGGCUGGAGCUGACAUUUCGAUGAUUGGCCAGUUCGGAGUCGGAUUCUACUCUGCUUUCCUGGUUGCGGAUAAGGUAGUUGUGACCUCGAAGAACAACGACGACGAUUGCCACAUGUGGGAGUCAUCGGCCGGAGGUAGCUUCCUCGUCACUGCCGUCAACGACCCAGAAGUGCCUCGUGGGACCAAGAUUGUUCUCUACAUCAAGGAGGACCAGGCCGAGUAUCUCGAGGAGCGCCGCAUCAAAGAAAUCAUCAAGAAGCACUCGCAGUUCAUCGGCUAUCCAAUCAAGUUGCUCGUGGAGAAAGAACGUGAGAAAGAAGUGGAGGACGAAGAAGCGGAGGAAAAGCCCGAAGAGGCAUCUGAGGAAGGAAAGGUCGAGGAUGUCGGCGAAGAUGAGGAUGCGGACAAGAAGGACAAGAAAAAGAAGAAGAUCAAGGAAAAGUACUUCGAAGACGAGGAGCUCAACAAGACGAAACCGAUCUGGACUCGCAACCCCGAUGACAUCUCAAACGAGGAGUACGGGGAGUUCUACAAGAGCUUGAGCAAUGAUUGGGAGGAUCAUUUAGCCGUCAAACACUUCAGUGUUGAGGGUCAACUUGAGUUCCGCGCUCUUCUCUUCGUGCCUCAACGUGCUCCAUUUGAUCUCUUCGAGAACAAGAAAUCGAAGAACUCGAUCAAGCUUUACGUGCGCCGUGUCUUCAUCAUGGAAAACUGUGAGGAGCUGAUGCCUGAGUACCUUAACUUUGUGAAAGGAGUCGUCGAUUCCGAAGAUCUGCCUCUUAACAUUUCACGUGAGAUGUUGCAACAGUCGAAGAUUCUGAAGGUCAUCCGGAAGAACCUUGUCAAGAAAUGUGUCGAGCUCUUCGAUGAGAUUGCCGAAGACAAAGACAAUUUCAAGAAGUUCUACGAGCAUUUUGGCAAGAACAUCAAGCUCGGAAUCCAUGAAGACUCCACCAAUCGCAAGAAGUUGUCUGAAUAUCUUCGUUAUGCAACAUCCUCAUCGGAAGAAACCACUUCGCUCAAAGACUAUGUCUCAAGGAUGAAGGAAAACCAGACUCAGAUUUUCUACAUCACUGGCGAGUCGAAGGAAAGCGUUGCCAACUCAGCUUUUGUGGAGCGUGUCCGUUCCCGUGGCUUCGAAAUCCUCUACAUGACUGAUCCCAUCGACGAAUAUUGCGUCCAACAACUCAAGGAGUACGAUGGAAAGAAGCUUGUCUCCGUGACCAAGGAAGGCCUUGAGCUGCCCGAGUCGGACGAAGACAAAAAGAAGUUUGAGGAGAACAAGGUGAAGUUCGAAGGACUUUGCAAGUACAUCAAGGACGUGCUCGAAAAGAAAGUCGAGAAAGUCUCCAUCUCGAACCGUCUCAUCAAUUCACCUUGCUGCGUGGUCACCUCGGAGUACGGAUGGUCUGCCAAUAUGGAGCGGAUCAUGAAAGCUCAGGCUCUUCGUGAUUCAGCAACGAUGGGUUACAUGGCAGGCAAGAAGCACCUCGAGAUCAAUCCCGAACAUCCAAUCAUUGUGAAUCUUUGCGAUCGGGUCGAGGCUGACAAGAGCAACACAAGCAUGAAGACUUCGAAGGAUCUAAUUGUCCUUCUCUACGAAACCGCGCUGCUUUCUUCUGGCUUCACUCUUGAGGAGCCCGGUCUCCAUGCCACUCGCAUCUAUCGCAUGAUCAAGCUUGGUCUCGACAUCGGGGAUGAUGAUGAGGACGCAACCACUGCUGAAACUCCUUCCACUUCUGAGGUUCCAAAGGUCGAGGGUGCUGACGAGGAGAAGAGCCGAAUGGAGGAAGUCGAU